Molecule: messenger RNA, 2796 nt
Organism: Mya arenaria
Lineage: Eukaryota; Metazoa; Mollusca; Bivalvia; Myida; Myidae
Product: RING finger protein 37-like
Exons: 2
Coding region: 197-1933 (578 amino acids)
Biological process (GO): protein polyubiquitination
Cellular component (GO): nucleus
Molecular function (GO): ubiquitin protein ligase binding; ubiquitin-ubiquitin ligase activity
Source: RefSeq, a predicted model, not a curated record
GGAACAUAUGUUUUCAAGCAAAGAUGAUAACAUUUGUUAAGGUAAAACUAAAUGUUGUUUGAACCACUCACUAUGAAGUUUUCGACACUAGCAAUAAUACAAUGACAAUAAUAUUCCCGAUGUGUAGAAAAAAUAUAGCACCUGUCAUACCCUCUAGGCUGCAAGUUAAAAUUUGUGACAGAGAACAAUUGAUUGAAUGAAUCACCAGCAAGCAGUAGAGAUGCUGAUAAAUUUUUGUCAUCAUUCUGUCGGUACAUUGAUUAAAGCAGAUAAAGUUUGCUUUGAUGGAAAUGAGGUUACUAAUCUGGUCUCAGAUGACCUAUUUGCCAAACAAAGAGGUUACAUUUCAGACCACUUUGUUAGACCUCCAGUAAAUAUUACCUUACAGUUUCCAUGUAACAUAUCCAUUUGUAGAAUUAUAAUUGAUCCUGUAGUUGGACAGCAAAAAUCAUGUGAGCUAAAGCUGUUUACAGCGACCAAGGUUGUGAGAGAAUCAUGGCUCUAUGGAUGCCAGCUAAAAUGUGUUAACACAGAUGGACUAUUGUUUAACUUUGCAGGAUCUGCCAGUCAAAAUGAACCAUUAAUAACAUGCUUUGAAAACAAGCUGUUUAGAUUGAAAGGCAAACUGGCACAUCCAGAUAAAUGCUUUCCUUAUAAUGUCAACUUGAAUUCUCGAAAACCUGGUGGUUUAACUAAUGUAGGCCACUUGACCAUUUGCAUUCAAAGAACUAAAGGUAGCAAAGCGGCUGCAAUAAAGACAUUAGAAGUGUGGGGUAUUCCUUCAAACAGUGUUCCCAGGAACAUUCAGCAGCAGCUUGUAACUGUAUACACAAAAGCAUUAUCAAAAAAUAACAAAACAGGUCACCCUGAGGCCACAGUUACUGACAAUGACAAAACACCAUCGGAUAAAGCUAGUGAUGAUGGUUUAUCUGAGUUGUCAAAAGUGUCCACCUCACUUGAACUGAAUGGGAUCGAAAUUCCAGAGGAGUUUUUGGACAGUCUUACUCUGGAGAUAAUGACUGUGCCCAUCUUACUACCAUCUGGGAAGAACAUUGAUCAACUGACAUUGGACAAGUUUGUUAAUAUAGAAGCUUCAUGGGGUCGAUCCCCCUCUGAUCCAUUCACUGCAUUACCUUUUACUGCAAAUUCUAAACCUCUGGUGAAUAGCUCUUUAAAGUCUCGUAUUGAUGCAUUUGUGCUGAACCAUUCAGAUACACUGCAUGUACCAAGGACCCUUGGUAGAGCCAACGAGAAGAGAGGACAAGCUAAACUUCAGUCUAGUAGGUUGGCAGAUUUUGAAAGUAUGGACAGACCUGUUUUAAAUGUUGACCAAACAUGUAGUACACAUGAACAGUCGCUUGAAGUUGGAAAUAAGGCAAAUGCAACUGAUGUUGAUUUAGAGCCAGUUAAAUGCGUAAGAAGAAAAAGGAAGUAUUCUGCCACUGUUUCGAAAUGUAAAGCAUUUGAAGAAACAACAAUACCAAAAGUGUGUAGGUCAGAAAGUAAGCAUAAAGAAUUUGACCAAACUGGAAAGCACACAGCUAAUGUUUCAUCUAGUGGUGUUAUUAAUCAAGUUGUAGAGAAAACUGUUUCUUGUAAAUCUACACAUGCAACUGAUUUGACUCUAAGUUUGGAUUCGGCACUGUCAUCUGCUUUGGGAAGCCUUCCAUCUUUCACUUCAAAGAAGUCAUCAAACUCCUCUUCAAACUCAGCACCAAAUGAAGACACAGUUAAUUUGACAAACAAGCUUACGCAUUGCGCUAAAUGCCAAAUAGGUUUGGAUGAAAGCAGUGUUGUCAAGUAUCAGCUCCCCUGUGGUCAUUUACUGUGUAGGGAUUGUACCAGACACAAGGCAGGGAGUGAUCAAUCAAAGAUGGUCUGUGAUAUUUGUAGCAUGGGUUACAACUCGAGUGAACUUGUUAGGCAAUUUUGAGUUGAAACAAGCAACUUUUGCAUGCAAGCCAAUGUGACUGCCAUGAUGAUAUUACAUUUAUUUAAAUAUUCAUGUUGCUCAACUGGCUAAUUUAAAAAUGUGCUGUUUCCAGAAUGUAUUUAUUCAUCUACAUUGUAUGUUAUAUGAUAUCAAUCAAAUAUGAUUAGAAAAAAUCAUUUUAUUCAAAUUCAAAGAUAACUCUUGAUACUAUUUCAAAAAAAUUCUUGGAAUUUUUUCCAUUUUUUGUUUUCUUUUUCACAGAAAAGAAGUUGAGUAAUGGUGAGAGCAUUGUCAUUGUUGUCACCAUUGGUAGGGUGCAUCUGUCCCCCCUUUCCCACUUAUCUUUUGUACUUGUCAAUAUGGUAGAAAAAAUAUGCAUAUCUAUCUAGCAUACAUAAAAUUGCACCGUAUUAUACUAAAAUAAGCCAAAAUUGUAUUGUGGGAGGUCACCAGAACCACCUAUAUCAUGUCUAGUCCCUAUAAUACAUGUCCCUAAGAUGAGCCCACUCUAUCUUAAAUCCAGGACCCGCCCCUACACUUGGUAACUUGGUCAUAACUAAAAAACUAUUUAAGAUAUGCUCAUGAAACUUGACAUGUUACCAGCGACAUGUUUAGCAAGGUCCACAUCUCUGGCUUUUACUGUUAUUGAGUUUAGUCACUUGUCCAAUUGAAAUUAAAACAUAAGAGCAGAAGCAUCCACUUGUAGUGCUCUUGUUUCUAUGUUCCAUGAUGAGAAUGGGAGAAUUCCUAGUAUAUAUACUAGUUUAAACUUUUACCUUUUAAAAGUACAUGAAAUAUGAUUUUAUUUGCAUAUUGCAUCACAACUAUGAAUUUGUAUUAAGUUUAAUAAAGCUUUAAAGCUC